This is a messenger RNA of Aphanomyces invadans, 1358 nucleotides long. RefSeq lists its product as hypothetical. NCBI's taxonomy places the organism in Eukaryota, Oomycota, Saprolegniomycetes, Saprolegniales, Verrucalvaceae. The transcript has 6 exons. The record is from RefSeq and is a predicted model, not a curated record. Bases 17 to 1297 code for a protein of 426 amino acids.
UGUGCACCCUCGGCAGAUGAACUCGAAAUCGGCCAGCAUGAUCAAGUCGCCGUCUACUGGCGCCGGCCUCCCUCGCGUAAAUCGCCCAGGAAAAAUCUCUCUGUCGGAAGAAUCUGCGGGCUUCCACUGGUGGCCCCUUCCCAUCGCGCUGACGAUGGUGUUUUCAAUCUUCUACAUGGGCAACAUCUUAUAUGACAGCGGGUGGCUGGACAAACUCACGGGUGGUUUGGUCUCAACGCAGUUUCACGAGGAGAACAUUCUCACUGGUGGGUGUGCUGCCAUUAAUCACGCGAUGACUUGGCGCGAACUCAGCCGCAAAUCUCGCCAUUGUGCUCGUGGAAGCUACUACGACCCUCUGCACAAUAAUUGUGCCGGGUGCAUCCCGUUGAUUCCCGACGACAAGUUCAUGGCGAUAACAUGGGACACCAAGACCAACUGCUCCAAGCUCGUCGAGGAAGUUGAAACCCGGUAUGUCAGCCAUGUGUACUGGUCGUUCGCGGGGGUGCAUGCAACUACGGGUGCUGUCGUCCCGCCCAUCGACGAACAGGACAACACCCCGCUCGCUAAGUGCAUCAUGCAGCUCCGCACGCGCUGCAUUCGUCAAGUCGGCGUGAUCGGGGACAUUUUCGCGAAAGAAAGCGCCUUUGCAUCACUGGAUGAUGCGAAAUUGCCCACGUUCGUCUCUUCGGCGAUUGACUGGGUCAAAACCUUGAAGCUGGAUGGCGUCAAUGUUGCCGAUCCCACUGGCAACACGGCUACUGGUGCAUGGACGCGUGGUUCCUUCAUGCUCAAGUUGAUGAAGGCGCUUCGCGAAGGCCUGAACGGUGCUGCCUUGCCAAACGAACCACGCCUGACCUUGUCCUGGGACGAAUAUGCAAUGGCUUUCGACACGAAAACGAAUGGCGGGUGUGGCGCGAGCUCUGAAAACGUCCGGUGUUUCCCGGAAGGGCUGGACAAAGUUGUCGACACGAUUCAACUGCAGCUGCAGCUGCGUCCGACGACGGUCGCCGUGGCAAACGUGACUGCCACCAACUGGACCGCCGUCAUUCCUCGACUAAACGAAAAGGUCAUGUACACGUUCUGCAACAACGGACCUGCGUGCAGUGCACUCACGCCAAAGGAUCUCACGUCGAUUGCACACGACGGGACGUACAAGGCCAAGGGGGCGGCGCUGUAUUCUGGCAGUACCGACGUCGUCUCGAACAAGGCGGCGGUCCUCCGCGAGAUGGGGUCGAAGGGCGCGUACGGAAUAUUGAUGCCAACUCAAUUGGUUGACAUGCCCAUUGUGCCGUAUUGAAACAUUUACAUUAAUGGGAUUUUAUAAUUCAAACGUCACUCGACACGCAGCGCUAGUCGUU